Messenger RNA from Hippoglossus stenolepis (Pacific halibut), 1308 nucleotides. RefSeq names its product growth arrest and DNA-damage-inducible, alpha, b (gene gadd45ab). The coding region runs from base 141 to 617 and encodes 158 amino acids. The record is from RefSeq and is a predicted model, not a curated record. Gene Ontology annotation, cellular component: nucleus; cytoplasm. Gene Ontology annotation, biological process: regulation of cell cycle. The transcript is spliced from 4 exons. Lineage: Eukaryota; Metazoa; Chordata; Actinopteri; Pleuronectiformes; Pleuronectidae.
CGUGACCAACGGGACCGGUUUAUGCAAAUGAGCAGUGAGGACAGGAGCCGGAGCUCAGGAGUCAGCGUCAGACUCAACACUCUCGCUGCAGCUCGCACACGCUCGUCCUGGAGAUUGUGGGACAGCAACAAGCCGCUCGGAUGUGCAAUAUGACUUUAGAAGAAAGCAGCGGGGACAACUCGUCGGAAAGGAUGGACUCGGUGGCCAAAGCGUUAGAGGAGGUCCUGAGCUCUGCAUUGCCUCAGGGUUGCAUCACUGUCGGUGUGUACGAGGCAGCAAAGUCACUGAACGCGGACCCAGACAACGUGGUGCUGUGCCUGCUGGCCACAGACGACGAGGAGGAGGACGUGGCUCUUCAGAUUCAUUUCACCCUAAUCCAGGCGUUCUGCUGCGAGAAUGACAUCAACAUCCUGCGGGUGAGCAACAUGAGGCGUCUGGCGGAGAUCCUCGGCGGAGUGAAACCUGGAGGGGAGCCCAUGGACCUGCACUGUGUUCUAGUGACUAAUCCCCAGUCAUCCCUGUGGAAGGACCCUGCGCUGAGCAAAGUGAACCGAUUCUGCAGAGACAGUCGCUGUUUGGACCAAUGGGUGCCUGUCAUCAACCUGCCCGACCGAUGAAAUGGAAUAUGAAUGUAUCGUGUGCAUUUUGAGGGGAAAAAAAGUAACUUCACAAGGCCUGUGUUAAUGUCUGUGUUGGACUCCUUUGGAACGUGCCCCAGAGACAGACAGAGACGGGAGGGGCUGGCGAGAGAGAACGCACGAGAAAGAGCUACGUUCCAGCAAAUUUACCAGGUCAGGGUGAACCCAUGGGCCAAGAAAGGGUGACUCAGCAGUCUUGGUUCCAGGAUUUCCAAUGUAUGACCGCGCCUUUCUCUGCCGAGAUAGAAGCCUUUACAGGAAACUGAAUCAUGUGAGAGGAGAAGCACACGUGGUGGUGAGCACACGCACGGCACUGAGGGGGGAAAAAGCAGAGACAGAGCGCCUCAGUUGACAAGACUCCCAAGAACCUGACCACACUGGAGAGGACCAGUCAGAGCUCUCAGCCUGAGGAAAAAUUGACCAAACUCCAAGCAUUUCUUUGACAGCACAUUUAUUUAAUACUAUUUAAGACUUGUCACUUUGAUAACUCUAAAGGGAAAGUUUUCAAAGCUUAUUGUUAUUAUUAUUAUUAUUAUCUGAAGGGCAUUGCAAUGUUUAGACUUGUCCACUAACUGAUAUUUUUAUGUGUUAUUAAUUUAAUGAGUCAUAUUUAUUGUGCAUUAUUUCAUGUAAUUUGUCAAGGUGACUGAAAUAAACAAAACAAACAACA